CUCGAGGAUAUCACAGCUUGUUCUUGGCUCAGGAGCCUAGUAUUGUCUCUCCUUUCUCCCAAAAGCUUCAAAUUUCUGUACAUAUUCCCAUUUCCCAAGUUGUAUAUACAGCACCAUUUACAUACGCAAAAAUGUGGUCCCCUAAGAUUGCUGCCGCUGUUCUCGCCUUCGUUGGAGCUUCCAACGCUUGGGCUCCUCCCUCAUACUCCGGUUACAACCUUAUUUGGUCCGACUCCUUCGCCGGAAAUGGCGGUACUUCUCCCAACACGGGCAACUGGAACAUCAUCACUGGUUACUUGGGCGUCAACAACGAGCAGGAGACCUAUUCUUCCAGCACCCAGAAUGUUCAGCUCAGUGGUGGAAACACUCUUCAGCUUGUCCCCUGGAACAACGGCGGCAGCUGGACCUCUGGUCGUCUUGAGUCUACCUACACUUUCACUCCCGGUGCUGGCAGAGUGACCGCUGUCGAGGCUUCCAUUCGCUUCGGUAACAACGCUCAGGGCAACCAGCAGGGCAUGUGGCCCGCUUUCUGGAUGCUGGGUAACUCGAUCCGUACCGGUGGCAGCUGGCCCGCUUGUGGUGAGAUCGAUAUCAUGGAGGUGGUCAAUGACCUGCCUAGAGGCUACGGAACCAUCCACUGCGAUGUGUCUCCCGGCGGUAUCUGCAACGAGGGUAAUGGUAUUGGAGGCAACACUGCCAUCAACGGCGGCAACAACAACUUCCACACUUGGCGUGUCCAGAUCGACCGUACGCCCAGCAGCUGGCAAUCCGAGACCAUCACCUGGUUCCUCGAUGGUGCUCAGUACUUCCAAGUCUCUGGUUCCAGAAUUAACAACCAGAAUGUGUGGAACAGCCUUGCCCACAGCCCUCUGUUUAUCAUCCUCAACGUCGCUGUUGGCGGCACUUUCCCCGGAAACACCAACGGCAACACCCUGGGUGGCUACGGCAGCAUGAUGGAGGUUGGCUACGUCGCCCAGUACUCCACCUAAAGAAUUCCUAUCUUAUAGCACAACUUUGAGAGAUGCGAUAUUAUAGUAUAUAUGCCUGAGUUUUCUUGGGCUCAGUGACGAUGUUGGAAUGAUAACCGCUCGUUGCAACGCACAUACAAGCCCUUUUAUGAUGUAUAUAGCUUUUUCUUCAUGUAUAUAUUGAAGCUUUCGUUGCGGGGAUGAGUCAAUACCUAUGAAUUGAUGAUACUCAUGUUUAU
This is a messenger RNA of Trichoderma asperellum CBS 433.97, 1207 nucleotides long. RefSeq lists its product as uncharacterized. Gene Ontology annotation, molecular function: hydrolase activity, hydrolyzing O-glycosyl compounds. NCBI's taxonomy places the organism in Eukaryota, Fungi, Ascomycota, Sordariomycetes, Hypocreales, Hypocreaceae. The record is from RefSeq and is a predicted model, not a curated record. Gene Ontology annotation, biological process: carbohydrate metabolic process.